Molecule: messenger RNA, 1002 nt
Organism: Rattus rattus (black rat)
Lineage: Eukaryota; Metazoa; Chordata; Mammalia; Rodentia; Muridae
Gene: Vegfb
Product: vascular endothelial growth factor B
Biological process (GO): sprouting angiogenesis; vascular endothelial growth factor signaling pathway; positive regulation of protein phosphorylation
Cellular component (GO): membrane
Molecular function (GO): vascular endothelial growth factor receptor 1 binding; growth factor activity; chemoattractant activity
Source: RefSeq, a predicted model, not a curated record
UGUCCCCUUUCCCCUGCAGCGGCCGGAGGGGGCGUUUGGAGGGGACCGGCUCCGCCCCCGCCCCGCCUCCGCCCGCAGCCGGGUGGGGAGCGCGUGUUUAGGUCACAUGAGCCUCUUGUCCGCCAGCCCCGGCCAGGCCCCCUGCCACCCCCGCCGUCCCCGCUGCCCGCCGUCCCGGCCACCACCACCAACACAGGCCGCCUGCCUGUCUCGUUCCUCCGGCCGCCGCUGAGGCGCUACGUUGCGCUGCCUGCACCCAGGGCUCGGGAGGGGGCCGCGGAGGAGCCGCCCCUCGCGCCCGGCCCGGAGUCCCCACACCCGGGCCCGCGCCAUGGGGCUCUGGCUGCCGCCGCCCCCCGCGCCGCCGGGCUAGGGCAAUGCGGUCGCCCCCGGCGCUCGGCCCCCGCGGGCACCAUGAGCCCCCUGCUCCGUCGCCUGCUGCUUGUUGCGCUGCUGCAGCUGGCCUGUACCCAGGCCCCUGUGUCCCAGUUUGAUGGCCCCAGCCACCAGAAGAAAGUGGUGUCAUGGAUAGAUGUUUAUGCACGUGCCACAUGCCAGCCCAGGGAGGUGGUGGUGCCUCUGAGCAUGGAACUCAUGGGCAAUGUGGUCAAACAACUCGUGCCCAGCUGUGUGACUGUGCAGCGCUGUGGUGGCUGCUGUCCUGACGAUGGCCUGGAGUGUGUGCCCAUUGGGCAACACCAAGUCCGAAUGCAGAUCCUCAUGAUCCAGUACCCGAGCAGUCCUGGGGAGAUGUCCCUGGAAGAACACAGCCAAUGUGAAUGCAGACCAAAAAGAAAGGAGAGUGCUGUGAAGCCAGACAGCCCCAGGACCCUCUGCCCACCCUGCACCCAGCGCCGUCAGCGCCCUGAUCCCCGGACCUGCCGUUGCCGCUGCAGACGCCGCCGCUUCCUCCAUUGCCAAGGGCGGGGCUUAGAGCUCAACCCAGAUACCUGCAGAUCAUCAGAAACUUAGCUCAAGACCAGAUGCACAAAUCAGAUGGUG